Molecule: messenger RNA, 864 nt
Organism: Pipistrellus nathusii (Nathusius's pipistrelle)
Lineage: Eukaryota; Metazoa; Chordata; Mammalia; Chiroptera; Vespertilionidae
Source: the annotation of a GenBank genome assembly
AUGCGGGACCGGCUGCCGGACCUGACGGCGGUCCAGCAGAGCGAUGACGGGGACACGGCCAUCGUGGUCGAGAAGGACCACUUCAUGGAUGACUUCUUCCACCAGGUCGAGGAGAUCAGGAACGGCAUAUCUAAGAUAGCCCAGCACGUGGAGGAAGUCAAGAAAAACCACAGCAUCAUUCUGUCGGCACCAAACCCCGAAGGAAAAAUAAAAGAGGAGCUUGAAGAUCUGAACAAAGAAAUCAAGAAAACGGCCAACAAAAUCCGCGUCAGGUUGAAGUCCAUCGAGCAGAGUCUGGACCAGGAUGGCAGCGCGCCCCACGCGUCCGUGGACGCCCGCAUCCGGAGGACCCAGCACUCCGUGCUCUCCCGGAAGUUCGUGGACGUGAUGGCCGAGUUCAACGAGGCCCAGACGGUCUUCCGGGAGCGCAGCAAGGGGCGCAUCCAGCGGCAGCUGGAGAUCACUGGGAAGGUGACCACGGACGAGGAGCUGGAGGCGAUGCUGGAGAGCGGGAACCCCUCCAUCUUCACCUCCGACAUCAUCUCGGACUCGCAGGUGACCAGGCAGGCCCUCAACGAGAUCGAGUCUCGGCACAAGGACAUCAUGAGGCUGGAGACCAGCAUCCGCGAGCUGCACGAGAUGUUCCUGGACAUGGCCAUGUUCGUGGAGACGCAGGGCGACAUGAUCAACAACAUCGAGAAGAACGUGACGAGCGCCGCGGACUACGUGGAGCGCGCCAAGGAGGACACCAAGAAGGCGGUCAAGUACCGGAGCAAGGCGCGCAGGAAAGUGGUGCUCAUUGUUAUUUGUGUCUCUGUUUCGCUUCUGAUCCUCGGAAUCGUCCUCGCAGCGACAUUGUCAUAG